Messenger RNA from Notodromas monacha, 1048 nucleotides. Lineage: Eukaryota; Metazoa; Arthropoda; Ostracoda; Podocopida; Cyprididae. The record is from the annotation of a GenBank genome assembly.
GUAGUCAAGGUUCCCCACAACACAUCUACUGGCCAAUUUCCGUACAGUGAACUCAGAGUUCGCAGGAAUUCGUUGGCGAACGUUCUCCUCAGAGAAAAAUGCAGUAUUUUCAGAUAGUUCACUUAUUUAUAUGGGAAACCCAAACUUUCAUCCGCACUACUGAAGUUGAGGGACUCCCAACAAGAAGACCCAUGUGUGCAUGGAUUGUGUGCUGACGUUACUCAUCCGAGAGAAUACGUAUCCGUUCUUUUACUACGGUUAUGUUCUCGCUAAUGUUACAGGAAGUGCAUACUUCGGAGUGAGGGGUUAGUGUCGCUGCAGUUAUCACCUGGCAAAUGUUACAAAGCUAUCCUGGAGCCCGUGUGUUCAUGAUAUAUGAUUGUCGAUUGAACAUUUGUGGAAGCAAAAGUGUCACGUCACCGAAGGAAUUCUUGUAGUGUAUUCAUUCUUGUAUGCCGUAGUAAACUGUGAACUCUUUAUUCCGGCGAUGGAUUGUGCUCUUUUCGAACCGUCUCUGUACAUCGUCAAGGGAAUUGUUAUUAUGGAUAACGAUGGAAAUCGCCUUCUGGCGAAUUAUUACGACCAGAAAGCAUUCCCGUCGAAUAAGGAGCAGAAAGCAUUCGAGAAAAACUUGUUCUCUAAGACUCAUCGGGCAGCUGCUGAGAUUAUCAUGUUGGAUGGCUUCAUUUGCGUGUACCGUUCCCACGUAGACCUCUUCUUCUAUGUCAUCGGGAGUACCCAGGAGAACGAGCUUCUGCUCGUCUCAGUUUUGAAUACAGUGUACGAUUCCGUGCAGCAGAUUUUGCGGAAGAAUGCGGAGAAGCGAGCCCUCCUAGACAAUUUGGACGUUGUUAUGCUUGCGAUCGACGAAAUCUGUGAUAGAGGAAUUCUCUUGGAUGCGGAUGUAUCAAGUGUUGUGUCCCGAGUAUCUUUGAGGGCUGAUGACAUUCCUAUUGGGGAGCAAACUGUUGCGCAAGUAAGUUUUCAAGCCUCGUUAUUCUGUAAUCUCAUCAACGCUUUAGCUUGUCCCGGAUUCAUGAAAUUGUAG